Messenger RNA from Cladocopium goreaui, 1488 nucleotides. Lineage: Eukaryota; Dinophyceae; Suessiales; Symbiodiniaceae. The record is from the annotation of a GenBank genome assembly.
AUGGCUUCAGAAGGCUCAGACUCACUCUAUUCCUGGCUGCGCCAUGCUGUUGGAUUGGAGGUCAGCCAACGUCAGGUGCUGGUAGAAGGGUACCUUAUCGCGUGGCUGCCAGAGCACAGGUCAUGGGAACCCCCGGAGAAGAUCUAUUCCAACGCAAUCCGCUCCUUGCCAGGGAGUGCCACUGCCUAUCGAAAAGUCUUGCCUCUUGGCAAGGCAGUUCUGAGGCGGAAAGCGAAGCUGGUGAAGCCGGAGAGAAUCUCCAAGGAGAAAUCCCAAAACGUGGCGGAAGAGUUGGUCUCGGUCAUGCGAGGGCCCAAACUUCCAGGCCGCGACUUCAAGGGCGGUUUCCUGACGGCGCCGCACUUGGGAACCCCCAGCCGCUUGAUCGCCUUCGAGGACCCUCCAGUGGCCGUGGAGUGUUUGAGCGAGGAAGAGCGAGCGUUGCAGGGCCGUGAGCGUGCAUUUGGCUGCAAGGCCAUUUUCAACCCGCGCCUGCGGGUCCCGGCCAGCAACGUCACCUCUGUCUUUUGGGAAAAGGAUCCCAGCAUUCCAGGUUAUCGCGCUUUGGUGGAGCGACCAGCGUCGGUGCGUGUUCAGGGCUAUGACCCCAAGGGUCAAGCCGUGGACUUCGUGGCUUCGGGCUGGGAAGCUCGACUCCUUCAGCAGGCCAAUGACGUCUUGGACGGAGUCAACUUCAUCGAUCGCUGCAUCAUGCGAUCUCUAUGCCACCUGGAUGCGCGGAAUGACCCGUUGCCCUCGGAUUGCCCGGUGCUUGGCACUUACAACUCGAGGCCUGCGCGUCCUGCACUGAGCGCUGAGGAACUCAGCGCCGCGGAGAGCGGUGGAAGCAAGGGUAUGUUGGGAUUCCUUCCCAGUUUCGUUCAGCCCAGCGUGUUGCUGAUCGGUUCUCUCUUGUUGCGUCUGCCUGCAAAGGAGGUGACGGACUUUUCGGCCAGCGAGGUGGAGGAAUCAAGCAAGGAGCUUCGAAAUGCCUUAGAGAGCGGCGAACACCCACUGGGUCUGGCCGCACCGCAGUUUGGCAAAGGGCUUCGGAUAGUGGCGAUCGGUGAGACCCAAGAUGCUAUAGAUCGCCUCACUACCAGGGCGCAAAUCUCCGAGGAGCAUCGCGUCUUCAAGACCACGAUCCUGGUGAAUCCCAAGGUGACACCUAAGCCAGGCACCUCGGACGCAUACUUCUUCGAGAGGUCGGCCAGCGUGCCCGGAUAUGAGGCUGUCGUGGGACGCGCCUUGGAGGUGGAAGUCGAGGGCUUCAACGAAGAAGGUCGUGCAGUGAGCUUCGACGCCAAGGGCUGGCAGGCUCGACAACUGCAGCACACCGCGGAUAUGUUGGAAGGUGUUCUCUACGUGGAUCGUAUGGAGACCAGGUCCUUCCGAAGAGACACGGUGGAGGAAGAUCUGCCAGAAGGGGUGCCUUACGGUGUCAAAGCCAAGGCACGAGCCGCAAGCAAGCGCAAGCGUCGCGCCUAG